Messenger RNA from Meriones unguiculatus (Mongolian gerbil), 862 nucleotides. RefSeq names its product amelogenin X-linked (gene Amelx). The transcript is spliced from 8 exons. The record is from RefSeq and is a predicted model, not a curated record. Lineage: Eukaryota; Metazoa; Chordata; Mammalia; Rodentia; Muridae. Gene Ontology annotation, biological process: multicellular organism development. The coding region runs from base 76 to 780 and encodes 234 amino acids.
AGAAACCAACGGAUCAAGCAUCCCUGAGCUUCAGACAGAAAGUAACUCAGAGCUCAUUCAAAGAACCAUCAAGAAAUGGGUACCUGGAUUUUGUUUGCCUGCCUCCUGGGAGCAGCUUUUGCUAUGCCCCUACCACCUCAUCCUGGAAGCCCUGGUUAUAUCAACUUAAGCUAUGAGAAGUCACAUUCUCAGGCUAUCAAUACUGACAGGACUGCAUUAGUGCUUACCCCUUUGAAGUGGUACCAGAGCAUGAUAAGGCAGCCGUAUCCUUCCUAUGGUUACGAACCCAUGGGUGGAUGGCUGCACCACCAAAUCAUCCCUGUGCUGUCUCAACAGCAUCCUUCCCCGAGUCACACCCUUCAGCCUCAUCACCACCUCCCAGUGGUGCCAGCUCAACAGCCCGUGGCCCCCCAGCAACCAAUGAUGCCAGUUCCUGGCCACCACUCCAUGACUCCAACCCAACACCACCAGCCAAACAUCCCUCCAUCUGCCCAGCAGCCCUUCCAGCAGCCCUUCCAGCCCCAGGCCAUUCCACCCCAGUCUCAUCAGCCCAUGCAGCCCCAGUCACCUCUGCACCCCAUGCAGCCCCUGGCACCACAGCCACCUCUGCCUCCACUGUUCUCCAUGCAGCCCCUGUCCCCCAUUCUUCCUGAGCUGCCUCUGGAAGCUUGGCCAGCGACAGACAAGACCAAGCGGGAAGAAGUGGUGUUUUCCCCUAUGAAGUGGUACCAGGGCAAUUCAAGGCAUCCGCUUAACAUGGAAAGCACAACAGAAAAAUAAUUUCAACCACUCUCCUAUGUUUCCAACAAUAAUGGCAUGUAGUAGUAUUCGUUAUUGCUUUAAUAAAAUUCUCAUCUGCUUA